GUGGACAGUCAAAUCACCCGAAGACCUCAGAAGCACCAUGAAACUUCCUCACAGGAACAGCCGAUCUGAUGCAUGAAGUUGAACGACGCCGACGCCACCAGAUGAUUCGAAGACAUACAACAAAAGCAUAAACUUUUCUCUCGUCAUACCAUAGCAGUCCAGUACUUCAAAGGCACCAAUGAACCAACUCCCCACGCCCAAGAGCUUUGAUUCCCCAUCGCCCAAAGACUGCAAGGACCAAGAUGACCAACAACAGCCACCACCCCAACAACAACAACACAUCUACAUCCAAGAAACGCCAAAAGAACGACUCUACCGCAUCUCCAAACUCCUAGAAACAAUGUCCAUAGCCGACGUCGACGCAGUAAACGACCGAGACUGGAGCCCCUCCUCGGCACUCUUCCAAAACAAAGCCACAUACUGGGAAGCAUCCACAACAGCAACUCUCUCGGUGAAAAAACUCUCAGUCCAAGGCUUCGUCGACUCGAUAAAGAAAAAAGUCGCAAUGUCUCCCGACUUCAGACUGCGCAUCAUAGAUUUCACGACGACGGUGGAUGAGGGGAAAGGAAGGGCGGAGAUUUUCGCGAAUAUGGAGGUCACGGGGGAUUGGAGUGGUGUUGCGCAGAGGAAUGUGACGCAUUUGGAGUAUCAUUUGAUUGAGGGACGGUGGUUGCAUGUUUCUCAUAGGACGAUGCCGGGUAUGGAUCCUAUGAGUUUGAGUUUUGGGCAGCGCGAGUUGACCUACAGAAUAGGGCUGGCGGACGAGCACCAAUUGCAAAGGGUUCUGGGUCUACUCAGAUGCUCUGGGGAAAAAAAUGGUCGUGUGACUUCAGAAGCUGCAUUCAAGAUCCUGCGCCACGGCAAUGGGCAGUCUGGACAAUACCAGGAGCGAGCGCCCUCCAAGCCACGCAUCCCCAGAACUCUGCUUCUGUCCUUAGUUGUGACGAGGAAGCUCUGCGGCUGUCAGAAUAGCAGUCAGGACAGCAAGCUACUGGAGGCUGAGGCCAUUUCUCGCCCAAGCUGCGCUUCCUGUGAUGGACUGCUCGACCCAGCUGCCCCGAGAAACGCGGUUGGGACGCAGCAAGAGUCCCCCAAUUCAUAUAAUGAGGCGGUGAUCACGAGUAUAUCUCUGGAAUGUAUUAGAAACUUCAAUUACGGUCUGCUAGCAUUUAUGCUUAUAGCAGGAGGUAUCUCACGCUUCCGCCCCAAUGCAUGA
Molecule: messenger RNA, 1216 nt
Organism: Pseudocercospora fijiensis CIRAD86
Lineage: Eukaryota; Fungi; Ascomycota; Dothideomycetes; Mycosphaerellales; Mycosphaerellaceae
Exons: 2
Coding region: 179-1216 (345 amino acids)
Source: RefSeq, a predicted model, not a curated record